GUAGAUAAUUAAAUAUAGAUGUUAAUCUGAUUUGAAUGUCGCUAGAAAUGAAUGAGAAUUCAAAGACUUCUUCACGGCGUUUCCACUGCGAUUUCUUCAGAUUUGCUCUACUAAACUUGUAUUUAGGCAAUGCCGCAUUAGUCAUUGAAAAUUGCCUUCCUUACUCAAUAAAUGGUCACCUCCUUCGAUUAACUAACGUCUAAAAUAUGUCUUAAUCAGCUUUACGAAAACAAUCUUGUCUGCCAUUGUUCAAUGGAAAUAUCUCCGAGCGAAGCAAUUUUAUGGCAGUUUUAUUAAUAUUUUUGCGAUAAAAGUGCCCCGAGAACAUGGUAAUUAGAAGUCGUGUUUUACUGUAGUGAGCUAUUGAAAAAGGUGUCGAAAUUUUCAUUGCUGUUUUCCACGUGCAGUCUUGUCAGGAAAUUGCCAAAAAAUCAAAUGUCUACAUCGUAAAAAUGCACUUUAUCGCCAUAGAGUUACCGUGCGGAAUAUAAAGCAUUAGUAAUUAUGCAGGAUAUAGUUAAUGUGAACAACAAAAAAUUGCACCAGAAGGAGGUAGAGUUAUCAAUUUGACUCCGGAAAUGCACAGGUUUUCGCAGUAUUGACGUUAGAAAUAAAGUUGUUUUAAAGUAAUCGUCGAUCUUGGAUUAUAAUGAAGUUGUACUGUUGCUCGAGUUCCAUAAAAAUAGAUGACCAAUCCAAUAACAAUCAGGUAGCAGUAAGCAAAGAGUCUUUGCUAGGAUGCAGGCAUAUACAAAUGUUUCUCUACUUUUUACUAAUGAUGUACUCAUAUUGCAUGAGAUCGGUACUUUCUGUAGCUAUUGUGGCCAUGAAUGAUAAUAGUACCACUUUAAACCCAGAUGUACCGGUCUAUCACUGGACAGAUCAAAGCAUCGUUUUAUCCGCAUUCUUUUGGGGAUAUAUAAUUUGUCAAGUACCAGCUGCUCACUUUGGCAAAAAAUAUGGAAUCAAAUGGAUUCUAGUGGGUACCACAAUAGUAGAUUCUACAGCUUGUAUUACAAUUCCUACUAUGGCGAAUAAUUUUGGCUCAAAAGGAGUGAUGCUCUGCCGGUUUACACAAGGUUUAGCACAAGGAUUCCUUCUUCCUUCGAUUCACACUCUUUUAGGACACUGGGCCCCUCCUUCGGAACGAUCAAGAAUUGGAACUUUUGCAUAUGCAGGCUCUGUAUUCGGAAACAUCGUAUCAAUGCCAAUUACCGGCCUAAUUUGCUCACACUGGAUGGGAUGGCCAUUUUCCUUUUAUCUAUGGGGAGCUUUCGGGCUUAGUUGGAGUUUAAUAUGGAUGUUUUUUGGAUUCGAUCGCCCAAAAUGCCACACGAACAUAAGUCAGAAGGAAAAAGAUUACAUUGAAAACAGCUUAGGACAAUGCGGCGAACCGCAACAAAAAAUACCUUGGAAAGAUAUACUGAAGUCCAUGCCAGUCUGGGCGCUAAUUGUAUCAAAUCUUGGGGUAAACUGGGGCAGCUCAGUUCUCCUGACUCAAACCCCCACAUAUUUGAACAAAAUUUUGAAAUUCGACAUAAGAUCGAAUGCUGCUUUAUCAGCUGCGCCUUAUCUGGCUAUGUGGAUAUUGUCAUUCGUAUUUAGCACUGUCUGUGAUCUAUUAAUUAACAAGGCUUGGAUGAGCAGAGGAAACGCACGGAAACUAUUCCACAGUAUUGGUACUUUAUGUCCUGCACUCGGAUUAUUAUCUAUCGGAUUUAUUACGGAAGAUCAGGCUUAUCUAUCCGUAGGAAUCUUAAUUUUAGUUGGUGGCGCUAUUGGAGCAGGAUUUUGCGGAUUUCAAGUCAACCACAUCGAUUUGUCUCCAAAUCAUUCCGGCAUGCUGAUGGCUUUGAGUAACGGAUGCACGAGUAUUUUUUCAGUUAUUUCGCCGCUGGUUGUUCAAUUUAUCGUUACAGAUCAGUCGAAUCAAAGCCAAUGGAGAAUUAUUUUUAUGAUGUCGGCUGUAGUGUACAUAAUCAGCGACUUUUUCUUCAUUGCUUUUGCAUCUGGUGAAGUCCAAGAAUGGAACAGCAAAUUAGAUGAUCCAGAAAAGACUGAGAAUAAACACAAAGUAUAGUAACAUGCAUGUAAAAACAUGGCUAUUUCACUUUCAUAUGACGGGCGUCGAUUUUCAGUCGCCAAAGUAUUGAAUUAUUCAUUAAGGGUAUAGGUACCAAAAAUUAAACUAAUUUAUUUUUUUUUUAAAUCAGAAGGUCAUGCUGUUAUGUAGUAUAAACCCACUAAUUAAUGUACGCAUUUAUUGUGAAAAAUGUGAGAUAAUUUUUAAGCAAAGUAAGAUGCCAUUGAGCAACUUUUAGCAUACAUACCUCGUUGAAAUUAAACAUUUUCCAUUUAUUCCCUGCUUUUGAGCGAAAAUAAUUUGCUAUAAAAUUAUAUUUUUUCAUAUGAAGCAUGUUUUUUGUGUUCAUAUGAAGCAUUGUUCAUAUGCAGCAAAAUUUUAAUCAGUGUUGACUUUUAUCAAUCGAAAAUUGCCAACCAUUUAUCAUAUAAAAUUAGGCAGAUUGUUCACAAUACAAUCCCCGUUCCCUCAAAUCGAAUUUAUUCGAGUAUCACAUAGUCAAUUGUUCACAUUUCAUAUUCAAGUUCAAAAUAAGAGAAUGGGAAACGAAACCAAUAUUUUCGAAUACUGUGUAGGCUUGACAUUACGCCUCUUCACAAAUAGCACAAUCUACUAACAUAAAUGUAAAAAGUUGCUUGAAAAAUAAUUCCAUAUGGUGUUGUCAAAUAGUAGUGUGCGAGAUUUCUAUACUGACCUUAAAGCAAAGUAUGUCUUCUCAGUACAAGACUCAGAGGGAUUAGAAAAAGUAACUUAAAUUAAGACCUUGCCUAAGCAAAAAAAUUGCGCCCAAAUAGUUGCUUUGAACAGAGCAACAGCAAGAGAUGAAAAGCGGAUAACAAUUUGGCAAUUUAUCAUUACACCACCAUUACACACCAUUACACACCAAGCCACCAUAUACCAUAUUUUAUCUUCGUUUGCAUUUGUUGAAUUUUAAAAUCAGGUUCCUUGCUAAAACUAGCAAAAACUUAAUUUCUCUCAUGAACUACUCUAGUGGAAACGAUUCAAUAUUCCGAAUCUGAGAACUGUUAUGAAAGUAAAUCUUACUACUUUCAAAAGUCUAAUUAAUUUUUCUUUCUUUGCUCAGAGCAUAUAAACUUGGAUCCAAAAACAGUCAAAUAUGCUUCAAAUUCAAAAUUAAUGAUUUCUGCACUAAACUCUCUCAAUAAAAGGCGUGCCCAAAACAGUUCCCAUCUAGAUAAAGAUAAUUUGAAAUAAUUAUACUUGAAAAAUGUGAGAAUAGUUGCUUGGCAUAGGCGUGGCCGAGCCUACAAGUGUUUUGAAAUUAGCGUAUACACGAUUAGGCCUUGUUGUGAUCGUGAGGUAUGAGCUCACGGAUAUCGCAAUUUAUUUCAGUAAUUUAUUACUUCUGCCUUAAAUAGAAACAAUUAGAUUUGGCUUGAGCGUCAAACAAUAAAAAAUGAUUAGCCCAAAAUCUCUAGCGCGAGUAAUUCGAACCGAUUUUCGAUUUGCGCGCUUAAUUGAUAUAAUUGAAAAUAAAGCUGUUUUGAAACAAUUUGUAACAACUGUUUUGAGAUAGUAUGCUGUUUGCUGAAGACAAUAUUAAAAGGCCACCUUUAUGCUUU
Messenger RNA from Dendroctonus ponderosae (mountain pine beetle), 3666 nucleotides. Its product is annotated as putative inorganic phosphate cotransporter. Gene Ontology annotation, biological process: transmembrane transport; monoatomic anion transport. Gene Ontology annotation, cellular component: plasma membrane. The transcript has 10 exons. Bases 650 to 2080 code for a protein of 476 amino acids. Gene Ontology annotation, molecular function: transmembrane transporter activity. The record is from RefSeq and is a predicted model, not a curated record. Lineage: Eukaryota; Metazoa; Arthropoda; Insecta; Coleoptera; Curculionidae.